Messenger RNA from Lycium ferocissimum, 5109 nucleotides. RefSeq lists its product as uncharacterized. Bases 2161 to 3207 code for a protein of 348 amino acids. Lineage: Eukaryota; Viridiplantae; Streptophyta; Magnoliopsida; Solanales; Solanaceae. The record is from RefSeq and is a predicted model, not a curated record. The transcript has 3 exons.
UGUUUACCCCAAAUUUGGAUAAUCAAUUAAAUUUAUGAGUGAGGUAUAGGAUAUGUGGUUAAACUUUAAUUUAUUCUUUGAUUGAGAGAAAAUGGAAUAGAAUCAACUAUGAAUGAUCUAACUAGUAAUUGAUGGUAUGCGCUAAACGUAUAUGCUUAUAUGUUGAAUAUUGUGUGAUUGCACAAAUCUAAAGAUGAACACAAUAAAUUCGGACCAAAAUCAGAUAUUGAGAGGGAGAGGUUUAUAUAUAUUUGCUAUUACAAAUGUUCUAGAACUCAAGAAGCCAACCCCUAAAAGUAGGGUAAUGACCCCUAUUUAUAGGUUUGCCUCAUGAGCUUCAUACAACAUAAGGCCCUAAAGAAUAAAGAAAAAUCCUAACAUGGAUAAGGUUGGUCGUACGAUCUGACACCUGUACGAUUGACAGUACAAAGUGGCAGAACGGUCUUGACGCGUGGCAUUUGUGUAAUAGAUCAUCCGAACUAACGGCCACGAUCAACCGGACCAACGGCCAAGAUCAGCUCGGCUAUGGAGAAACUGGACCAAACGAUGUCCUUCACUUUCUUUGGAUCAAGCUCUCCUCCGAUCCCAAAAGAAUCUUCGUGCUCGUACUUGUUUCUUUCUUUCCUCGGUCACCGAUCUCACCGGUCUAGCAUAUAUCUAAUUUUUACCGUAUACAGAUAGUCCCCACACUUUUCGGAUCGUAGUAUUAUCGGAGUAACGGGAAGUGGAUGAAUCAAGGAACCGAUAACUCCAUUUGUCCGUUGUUAUCUUUUCAUUUUGGCGGGAACAGUUGCGUCACGUCUCUGUCAUCGGCCACGUGUCUCAUCCCGGAUGGUUAGCACUGACAAUCGCCGUCACGCACGUCGUUUUAAGUCACUUCUUAUUAAUUAUGGGACACGUGGCGUUUUUCGAUUUGUCGGGAUCUGUAACCGCCUCGAUCCCAUGCUUAUAUAACGUCUUCCAUUGCCUCAUUUUUCCAUUUUUACGAUCCACUUCACUCUCAAUUUUCAGUACUUCAUCUUCUCCAUUUCAUUUCUUUACUUCUCCCUUUUAUUCCUUUCCAUUUCAUCACUUAUAAUCACCCUUCAACUCACAUUUCUUGUUGAUUCGCUGCUUAUACUACGUGAAAAGAGAUAAUUCUGCCAACUUCUCUACUAGUUGUUUUUGUAAGUGUUGCUGCUUCUUCUCCUUACUCUUCACUACUUCGAGUCCUUACUUGACUGUUCCCUCACUUCUAUUUUCAACUUCCCUUCGAAUUCACCAAAUCUCUUUUUUUUCGUAAUCUCCAAAUGUCUGCUAACACCGAAACCACUUCCCAUGAUGUUCCCUCGGUUUUAUCUCAAGGAACCGAGCCAACUUCACAACCUAAGGGAAAAAUCACCUUCGAGCCCACUGCGUUGUACAUUGUACCGUCCAAACCCAAUUAUAAUAAAGACUUUGAGGUUGAAAAACCUUCUCUGGUAUCCGAUAGAGGAUUUGAUGUGAGACGAUACCCCUCAUCCAUCACCGAGGACAAACUCGACUUAGUCCGGACUGAUUGUGGAUGGGACAACCUUCCGAUCCACGUUUUUGUCCCCGAGCCAGAUGAAUCAGUCACCGACCAUCAGGAGGGCUUCUUAUAUGUUUACACUUACCCUUUCACCCUCAAGUCGACCCCCAAUCGAUCCAGUCAUUUUGGAGAUGUGCAAGACUUACAAUGUGACCCUGGUCCAGAUUGGUCCGAUUGUCUGGAGGACCGUGGCAUGCCUCCGGCUGUUGGCUGAUAAUUAGAGGAAGGAGUUCACGCUUGCUCACUUCAUCCGAUUAUAUUCCCCCAGGUUAUUUCGGGGUGGUGUAAUAAAGCUUGAUAAGCGUAACUGGAACCCUAUCUUUUCGAAGAUGGAUGAAGAUAGAGACCGGGAUUAGCUGGAGCGUUAUGUCCGGGUCAGGACCGCGGACAUCAUUCCGGCCAAUUACAUGCCUUCUCCGGAGAAAUGGAAUGAUAACCAUAAGUCUCGAUUAUUUUAAUAAUUGAUUUCGAAUGCUUUAUCAAACAUUAGCCUUUUCACAUUCUCACUACUUGUCUUCUUUAUACCAGCCGUGGCUUGAAUACCUCCGGCUGUCUGGAACAUCAACGAGUGGGUUACUGCUCUCCUCAGUCAACAUACCCAUGAAGCACGGAUGUGGGGACACCUGCCACGUGGCCGAUGGGUCGCCCAGAACUGCGGUUUACCUAAGGGCUCAGUGGAUCCAAGGCCGGAGUCAGCAGCUGAACCCGCAAUGUCAGCACCCGAGUUUGAUCCAGCGGGUGCAUCCCGUAUCCUUGCUGCCGCCGCCAAGAGAAAAAGGCCCUCAGACAAAGGGCAGAAAUCGAAGAAGAGGGCGAGGAGCGUCGUUAGGACUUUAAGGGAUGAAACAGAGCCCGAGUUCCUCGUUCGGAGGAUCAGUGUGGCCCCUUUCGUGGCUCCCAUUCCGGAGGAGGGUCUCACCGUCUCACCAUUUUCUUCAGCUGGGGAAGGACCUUCAGUUCCGGCAUUACACACAGGUGGGGAAGAAAUUCAUUACCCGACUCCUGUAAGGUCGAUUGAAUUCUUUGAUAUUUCAGAUGAUGCUUCUUCCGAAAAAACCCCCCUGCAAAGGACAAGAAGACCCGGGAAGGCAGCUGCUGCCGAAGCUGGUCAAAGAACUGAGCAGGCCCCCGAGAGCGAAGCUCCAACAGCCGUUAGCCCGUUGCCCGACUAUGAGACUGCUGCAACUUCGGAGAUCUCUGCCUUUGCCGAAGCUGAUGAAGCCGCUCCGACUUCUCCAACUCCGGCUUCAAGGUCGGAUGAGUUUGAGGACAUGUUCUCGGACACUACUCCUACAACCAGCUUAGCUUCUGGCUUCGGACAUCUCCCGAUCCCUCGAGCCACGAGGGCGGCUAGCCGGACCACCGAGACUGGAGAUAGGGAUAGCCUUGUGCGUGUCUUCCCAGCCCCAAGCGUGGAACCCCGGAGGACCAGAUCGGCCGUAAUUACCGUUCCCGAGGAUUGUAGCUUUCUGUCUCGCCCGGUGGGAGUAGCAAGAUACCUAAGGCCGCUCGUGUCCGACUCGGACAAACGGAAGAUGAAUGGAGUCCCCUGGCAGUGUCUCAUUAACGAGGGCAUGUACACGAGCAAUCGAAGUGUAGUGCUUGUUAACGAAGCCUUCGUCCGUGCUCAACAAGAGGUCGACGAUCUCAAGGGCUAGCUGGAUUCCCAAGGUCGAGAAACGGAGAAGUUUCAGCACCUCUUGCAGCUGAAGGAGGAUGAGCUGAACCGAGCAGUUACUCUUUCCAACAUCCAACCUGAGCUCGAUGCGACGAAGGCCGAAAACCUUCGAUUAAAGGAUGAGCUGGUCGAGAUGGUCGAAAAGAACCGGUUACUAGAAGCGGACAAAGUCGGCCUUAGCCAGGACAAUGCUCUUUUUCCUCUAGAUUCGGUGAGCUCGAAACCACCAUCUCUCAACUCCGAGGGGAGCUGGAUUCGGUCAAGUCCGAUGCUACGAGCAUGGCCGAGAGGCAACAGUUGCUUGAAUCUGAGAGUGCCCGGUACAAAGAGAGUAUAAGGGUAUUUGAGAAGAAGGCGGAGAAGAGGACCCAAAUAUGUGAUGAUCUAAAAACCAAACUCGAAGAAACGGUUGAUGCUAAUGACUUUCUUAAGGCCGAACUCGAGUCAGCCACUCAAAUGCAAAAGGUCCUCGAAGAAGAUCGGGAUGUUCUGGUGGAAAAGCUAGCCCAGGCCGAGGCCGAUUUGAAAGAAGCCCUUAAGAGCGUGGAGGCUGCCGAGGCUCAGACUACUAUUGCUAUUGAGUAUGAAAAGUGAAAGUCUCGGAGGAUCACCCUUGAGCAAGCCGGGCAUGGAUUUGUGGAUAUUCUGGCCCUGAUACUCGAGGCUAAAAGAGUCGAGGAAGAGGCUAAGGGUGCCCUCGGGACUGACUCUGACGACUCCGAGCGGACAGUGUCCAAACACUCCAGAUCCAGCCAUGCCGGAUAGAUUAGGGUCUGUACUUAGCCUUUUAUUUUUUUGCCUUUGAAACGGUUUCCGAUGUAAAAACCUUUGUAUAAAUGGAACAUGCAUUUUUCUUGAUUUUCUUUAUUCUUGUUUGAAUGUCGGUUAUGACUUUUGCUCGAAUUAUCAGUCCGUUUUAAGGAUAAGCAGACUCGGAGUCAUUAUUCCGCCUUGUGCCUGAAUUUUGGCUUUUUCUAUUCGUCCGGUACGUUUUGUCCCGGAAUUUGAUCGAGUUUUUGCCCGUGGGACUUAUCUUAUGCUUUGUGAAUUCAGACGUCUCCGAAUCACGACGGGCAUUUUUAGGGCCGGUAUUUUUCGGCUAUUUUUUAGGGCCAGUGUUUUUCAGCUAUUUUUUAGGACCGGUAUUUUCGGACACCUGAAUCUCAGUCUUAGCUAAAUUUUGAUGUAACAGUCCCCGUUUGAGGGGUUAACGAUUUUGGCUCAGUUCACUAUGACCUUGUUGCCUUUGUCGAAUUUCGACCGUAGUGCCCGAAAUAGGGUAUAUGAAUGAAGCAAUGCCGAAAUACGGCGAUAAUCAUCGGGGUAGGGUAUUUUAACAAGAAGACAUCCGAGAUAUCGCUAUCCGAACUUUCGAUGAUUUUUGUGUUGCAAGUAUUUGUACAAGAUAUGAGAAUUUUGUUUCCUUUUGCUUUUGCCGUAGCAAAUACUAAAUGGAUACGAUUCAUUCUGAUCGUUUGGUCCUUACAUCGAAACCUAAUGCAAAAGGUCCGAUCUUGGUUUUUCCGUAGCAAAUACUGAGUGGACACGAUUCAUUCUGAUCGUUUGGUCCCCACAUCGAAACCUAAUAUAAAAGGUCCGAUUUUGGUUUGUUGAGCUCCUCCGAUUUUCGCUAACCGGGGUAAACUUCGAUGUGGGUAUAAUAGUUCCCUAGCGCUUAUCCGAGCUGCAAGAUCGGGUAAGCGCUAUUAAGUCCCCAUUCAUAGGGUGUGAUCCCGAGUUUCCGGGCGUUUGUCCUUGUCUUCAUCGAGUAACACGUUGUACUUGUUGCCUCAUUAAAAAUUGUCGGAAAACUCAUUUUAGGACAAAAUUGUACUAAGGAAAAGAGUGCAACACGUGUUUUCAGAUCUAGAUUCUAACUUUA